UGCCAUUUUUUAAAAUUCUGGCAUCACUAUUGACCCCAUAUUGCCACCCGGGCCGAGGGUCAAAUCUGGCAGCGCUGACAACUGAUUUGGAGAUAGUUCUGGAAUUUUUUAGUUUUUAAUUAAUAAUAAAAGCAAGUUAACUUAGAGAAGCAAUCAAAAAUGUCGGACUGGGAUCAGGCUCCACUUGUUCUGCGUAAAAAGGCGCCCAAAUCUUCCACGUUGAAGACAGAGUCGGCGGUAAACCAGGCCCGACGUCAAGGAGUCGCCGUGGACACCCAACAGAAAUAUGGUGCUGGCACCAACAAGCAGCAUGUGACCACCAAGAAUACUGCCAAGCUGGACCGCGAGACUGAGGAGCUACGCCACGACAAAAUUCCCUUGGAUGUGGGAAAGCUCAUCCAGCAGGGACGUCAAACAAAGGGUCUCAGCCAGAAGGACUUGGCCACAAAAAUCUGCGAGAAGCAGCAGGUGGUUACCGAUUAUGAAGCCGGACGCGGAAUUCCCAACAAUCUGAUUCUUGGAAAGAUGGAGCGCGUUCUGGGUAUUAAGCUACGAGGAAAGGAGCGCGGCCAACCAAUAGCGCCUCCCGGUAAGAAGUGAGAUGACGCUGCUGCGUCUGCCAGCAGCAGUGCUCCACUCAUGAACACCUCAGCCACAGUACGCAGCACCAGACAGCAGGGACACAAGGAACACCACCAACACCAAGAGUCUGGAGGCUGGAGCACCGUGAGCGGCAGACGCAAAUAAAGCAUUAUCGGGAGGCUGGCGAACCAAACUAAAUCGGAUCGACCUAACCCAAUGAAUGAACUGGCGACUGGAAACAGCAGCAACCACUGUCGUCACACAAACAAAACAAAAAAAAAAACAAAAAAAGGAAAGGAAAACAGAAAAGUAACCGAAGAUCCAAUCACCAUCAUGAGCGCCAAUUUCGUAAUUGUUUGUUCCAAGUCAAGAAGUCAGCGAAAAUUAAGGCGCCUGCCACUUGUCAAUCUAAAUAUAAAUAUUAAAUUAACCAUUGUAAUUACCCGUAAAUACACACAUAAACACACACAAAAAGAAAUGCACCAACAUGCCGCGGAUACAACAACGGACAGACUUAACUGAUAUUAAUGCGCUCAUAACUUGGAAGAAAAAAAAUUAGAUUCGUUCAUUUUUUGGCAUUUUAGUUUGUUUUAAAAAAUUAUGUUAUGAAAUUAAAAACAAAGACAUGAAUUGCAUGAAAA
Messenger RNA from Drosophila ananassae, 1223 nucleotides. RefSeq names its product endothelial differentiation-related factor 1 homolog (gene mbf1). The transcript is spliced from 4 exons. Gene Ontology annotation, molecular function: DNA binding. Gene Ontology annotation, cellular component: nucleus. The record is from RefSeq and is a predicted model, not a curated record. NCBI's taxonomy places the organism in Eukaryota, Metazoa, Arthropoda, Insecta, Diptera, Drosophilidae.